AUGGUCUCCGCGCGUCCUGCGCUGCUCGCGCUUUGCUGCCUGCUGCCGCUGGCCGGCGGUCUCUCGUUCAGAGACCGGCUGGCGGAGAGCGUCAGCAGACUGUGGCGUCCGCGACCGCGCCAGGACCCGAGCCGCGGCCCCGACCGGGACGCCACGCUACGCUCAGUCAGCACGGAACCGCGCCGGCUGGACGGCGGCCUCGAGUUCACGCAGCGGCGUCGCUUCCUGCAGCCGCAGCAACAUUUCUCGGUGUACAACCGGGCCGGCAGUGUCGAGCGGGCUGCGCUCGACUGGAGGCGGGCGGCCCAGAGGCGCGAGGACGGUCGCGAGGAGCGCCUCUGGGAGCGCCGCUGGGAGGACCGCCACGAGCAGCAGCAUCAGGACGUACGCACCUCAUCAGCAGAGAACAGCGACAGGAACGCGCGAUUCCUGUCGCUGCUGACUCUGGUGAGAUUCGACCACUUCACCUGCAACGCCUCCACCGGCGAGAACGGCACCUGCUACACCGAGCGCGAGUGCAGCGGCAUGGGCGGCGUGGCCAGCGGCGCCUGUGCCGACGACUACGGCGUCUGCUGCGUCUUCACGAAGAGUUGCGGAGACCGCAUCAGCAUCAACAACACAUAUUUCGUCAACGAGGGCUACCCGGGGUCGUACGACGCCACCGGCUCCUGUCAGGUCACCAUCGACAAGGUGCACGACAACAUCUGCCAGUUCAGAUUGGACUUCGAUACCUUCUCUAUCGCCCAGCCAGAGCCGCUGAACAACAUCUGCAUGAACGACCAGUUUUCGGUGUCCGGCUCCACAUCCAUGCCACUGAUAUGCGGCUUCAGCACCGGCAACCACACGGAACCGGCCUGCCUGCAGUACCACACCGGCGUCCAGGGCGUCAUCAAGUCCUACAACUUCGACUUCAGCAACGGCGCCGAGCUGGCCAACCAAGACUACACUGCCUGCGUUAGGAUGGAGAGGAAUUUCUGUGGCAUACAGUACAGGCCAUGCCAGGACAUAGUGAACAACGCGUCGCAGGCGUUCUCGCUGGGCGGCGGAGCGUCGGAGGUGGGCUCGGUCACCGGCGACUCCUGUGACCGCGACUGGCUCUUCGUGCCCUGCCUCACAGAUAACGUGAACCAGCCGCUCACCAUCAUGUCGGACGGGAAUGUGUGCGUGGACCGCGUCUGCGGGGACCGCUUCAACUCGAUCCAGGCGGCGGACAGUGACGAUGUGUCGCUCUACAGCUUUGUGAAGCCGUUCCGGCUGACGUACCACACAGACUCGGAGGAGGCCGACUCUACUACCAGCGAGACAGACAACCGCGGCUUCUGUCUCGACUACGUGCAGCAGCCCUGCACCACCUAACGCCGACGCUGCGUACAGGCGUGCACCACCUGGUGCAAGCACCUGGUGCGAGCGGGCACCACCUAGGGAGGGUUCCGCGUGCACCACGUGGAGGCGUGCGUCACAUGCGCAGUGCAGUCAUGACG
Messenger RNA from Pollicipes pollicipes, 1481 nucleotides. RefSeq lists its product as uncharacterized. Lineage: Eukaryota; Metazoa; Arthropoda; Thecostraca; Pollicipedomorpha; Pollicipedidae. The record is from RefSeq and is a predicted model, not a curated record. Bases 1 to 1356 code for a protein of 451 amino acids. The transcript is spliced from 8 exons.